GAAAAUCUCUCUGAUUUAAUUAUUCUUUUCCAUUUUCCCCUCUAUCUCUUCUCUCUCUAUCUAUCUAUCGAGCGGUUCUUCUUCUUCUUCUUCUUGGAUCAAUCAACGCGAAACGAAGUCAAAUCGCGAAGAUAUGGUUGAGACGCGAAGCAGCUCCUCCGCUUCCAAGCGUUUCUGUUCCUCCUCAUCCCCUGAACCCUCCGCUUCGUCUCCACGCCCUUCUAAGCGAUCUAAGGCGGCGGAACCGGCGGGGUCUUCUUCGGCGAGUGAGGUUCCGGUGGAGAAUCAAGGACCCGGUUCGGAUCCUGGAUCGGAAUCUGGAGAGCCGGAGAUGAGAUCCGCUGAUCCGCAAGGUGUGGAUGCUGCGGAGAAGCCUGGUGUUCUCACUGAUGUGCCUUUGAGAGAGGCUUCUCCUGAAACCGAUGUAUUGGCCACACCUACUGUUGCAGAGGACGUGGUGGCGGAUGGUGAGAAGUCUAAGGCGGGGAAGAAAAGAGCUAAGGCUCCAUGGGCGAAGCUACUUUCACAGUAUCCUCAGAACCCUCACCGUAUCAUGAGGGGACCUGUGUUCACAGUUGGACGUCGGGGAUGUGAUUUAUCUAUCAAAGACCAGUCUAUGCCCAGCAACCUGUGUGAACUUAAGCAGGCUGAGAACGGAGGUCCAUCGGUUGCAACUUUGGAGAUAACUGGGAAUGGAGUUCUUGUUCAGGUGAAUGGAAAGUGUUACCAGAAAGGUGCUCUCGUUCACCUCCGGGGUGGGGACGAGGUGAUCUUCAACAUUUCUGGGAGACAUGCUUAUAUAUUUCAACCUCUUAAAGAUGAAAAUCUAGCCGCUCCUGACAGAUCUUUUUCAGAGAAAUUAUUUGAAGCUCGAGGUGGCCGGGUUCAUUCUGAGACAAGAGCAGGAGAGUCCUCAGCUGUUGAUGGGGCCUCUAUAUUGGCAUCUCUAUCAAAGUACCGCAACUUACAUCUUCGACCACCAAUUGCUAAAUCUGCCAAAAGGCAGCACAAUCCAGAGGUUCCACAGGAACCUACCAGCUGCAAUGAUUGCAUCUCAGAUACCGACAUGAACGAUGCUGAUAGUAACAAUGAUCAUGCUGCUAUUGCUUCAGUGGAGAAAGCUGCUCCUUCAACCUCUUACACUGCCAAUGAGAAUCUGAAUGCCGAUGGCAGUGGAUUGGAUCCUUUUCAAGAAGCCGAUGGUGGAAACCCUCCUGCUUCUGGUUAUGAAAUUAGACCUAUCUUGCGCCUUCUUGGGGAAUCCUCUUCAUUGGAUAUAAGGGGAAUCUCCAAAUUGCUGGAUGAAAGAAGGGAAGUGAGAGAACUCCUUAAAGAAUUUGACGUUUCAUCUACUAUAUCUACUAGACGCCAAACCUUUAAGGAUAGUCUGCGAGGAGGAGUACUAACUGCUGAAAACAUAGAUGUUUCUUUGGAUAACUUCCCUUAUUUUCUAAGUGCUACGACCAAGGAUGUUCUGAUAGCAUCGAUGUAUGUCCAUAUGAAGGGUGGAAGCAAGUUCGCAAAGUAUGCAUCGGACUUGCCUACAACGAGUCCCCGUAUCUUGCUGUCUGGACCAGCAGGCUCUGAGAUAUAUCAGGAAAUGUUGGCAAAGGCGCUUGCUAAAAAUUUUGGGGCCAAGUUGAUGAUCGUUGACUCUCUUUUGUUGCCUGGGGGAUCACCAGCCAGGGAAGCUGAAUCAUCUAAAGAAGGUUCUAGGCGUGAAAGGCUCUCUAUGCUUGCUAAACGAGCUGUUCAGGCUGCACAAGCAUUGCAGCAUAAGAAACCAACUUCAAGUGUUGACGCUGAUAUAACAGGUGGAUCAACUUUGAGUUCUCAGGCUUUGCCAAAGCAAGAAGUGUCAACAGCAACUUCUAAGAGUUACACGUUUAAAGCAGGUGACCGAGUCAAGUUUCUAGGUCCUUCGUCUUCUGCAAUUUCUGCUCUUCAAGGCUCACCACUUAGGGGACCAACCAUUGGUUUUCAAGGAAAAGUAGUCCUUGCAUUUGAAGACAACGCAUCAUCAAAAAUUGGGAUUAGAUUCGAUAGGCCUGUGCCGGAUGGCAAUGAUCUUGGUGGCCUCUGCGAAGAAGACCACGGUUUUUUCUGUGCUGCUAGCUCACUUCGGUUAGAUGGUUCUUCUGGUGAUGAUGCUGAUAAACUCGCCGUUAAUGAAAUCUUGGAGGUCGCACUAAGUGAGGCUGAAGGAGGGUCAUUGAUACUGUUCCUUAAAGAUAUUGAGAAAUCUCUGGUGGGUAACAGUGACGUAUAUGCAACCUUGAAGAGCAAGCUCGAGAAUUUACCGGAUAAUAUUGUUGUCAUAGCCUCACAAACCCAGUUGGAUGCUCGAAAAGAGAAAGCUCAUCCUGGAGGUUUCUUGUUUACCAAGUUUGGCGGCAACCAGACGGCUUUACUAGAUCUUGCAUUUCCGGACAAUUUUAGUAAACUUCACGACAGGAGCAAAGAAACACCUAAAUCGUUGAAACAAAUAACUCGGCUAUUUCCUAACAAAAUCGCCAUCCAAUUACCUCAGGAUGAAAAUUUGCUCCCGGACUGGAAGGAGAAACUGGACCGUGAUACAGAGCUUUUGAAGGUUCAGGCUAAUAUAACCAGCAUCCUUGGAGUCCUUACCAAAAACCGUCUGGACUGCCCUGACCUUGGAACCUUGUGCAUCAAAGAUCAAACCCUUCUUCCCGAAAGUGCUGAGAAAGUGGUUGGUUGGGCCUUUAGCCACCAUCUUAUGAACUGUUCAGAACCUAUAGUCAAAGACAACAAGCUUGUUAUCUCAUCGGAAAGCAUUACAUAUGGCCUGCAGAUGUUGCAGGGUGUUCAGAAUGAAAACAAGAGUCUAAAGAAAUCUCUAAAGGAUGUUGUGACAGAGAACGAGUUUGAGAAAAAACUCCUAUCAGAUGUCAUUCCUCCUAGCGACAUAGGUGUAUCGUUUGAUGAUAUUGGAGCUUUAGAGAAUGUGAAAGACACAUUAAAAGAGUUGGUGAUGCUUCCUCUUCAAAGACCCGAAUUAUUUGACAAAGGCCAGCUAACCAAGCCUACGAAAGGUAUUCUGUUGUUUGGACCUCCUGGUACCGGGAAGACGAUGCUGGCAAAGGCAGUAGCAACUGAAGCUGGCGCAAACUUCAUCAAUAUCUCAAUGUCCAGUAUUACUUCAAAGUGGUUUGGUGAGGGAGAGAAGUAUGUGAAAGCUGUCUUCUCUUUAGCAAGCAAGAUCGCUCCAAGUGUCAUUUUUGUUGAUGAGGUGGAUAGCAUGUUGGGAAGACGUGAGAAUCCAGGGGAACAUGAAGCUAUGCGUAAGAUGAAGAAUGAAUUCAUGAUUAACUGGGACGGUUUACGGACAAAGGACAGAGAACGAGUUCUGGUACUUGCUGCUACCAACAGACCAUUUGACCUCGACGAAGCUGUUAUUAGACGGCUUCCCCGGAGAUUGAUGGUUAAUCUUCCAGACGCCACGAACAGAGGAAAGAUCUUAAGCGUUAUUCUAGCUAAAGAAGAAAUAGGACCAGACGUUGAUUUAGAAGCGAUUGCAAAUAUGACAGAUGGCUACUCGGGAAGUGACUUAAAGAAUCUUUGUGUAACUGCAGCACAUCUUCCAAUUCGAGAAAUACUGGAGAAGGAAAAGAAGGAAAAAACUGCAGCCGAGGCGGAAAACCGUCCAACGCCUCCAUUGUAUAGCUGCACAGACAUUCGUCCACUGACAAUGUCCGAUUUCAAGGCUGCCCAUGAACAGGUAGUAUGUGCGAGUGUGUCAACAGACUCAUCGAACAUGAACGAGCUUCAGCAAUGGAACGAGCUGUAUGGAGAAGGAGGGUCAAGGAAGAAGACAUCUUUGAGCUACUUCAUGUAG
Eruca vesicaria subsp. sativa (arugula) is the source of this 3856-nucleotide messenger RNA. The record is from the annotation of a GenBank genome assembly. NCBI's taxonomy places the organism in Eukaryota, Viridiplantae, Streptophyta, Magnoliopsida, Brassicales, Brassicaceae.